Messenger RNA from Hibiscus syriacus, 399 nucleotides. Its product is annotated as 5-methyltetrahydropteroyltriglutamate--homocysteine methyltransferase-like. Bases 1 to 399 code for a protein of 132 amino acids. Gene Ontology annotation, molecular function: 5-methyltetrahydropteroyltriglutamate-homocysteine S-methyltransferase activity; zinc ion binding. Lineage: Eukaryota; Viridiplantae; Streptophyta; Magnoliopsida; Malvales; Malvaceae. The record is from RefSeq and is a predicted model, not a curated record. The transcript has 3 exons.
AUGGAGGAGGAAAUUAAGAAGGUUGUCGACCUUCAAGAACAAAUCGAUACUGAUGUCCUAAUUCAUGGAGAGCCUGAGAGAAACGACAUGGUUGAGUACUUUGGCGAGCAGUUGUCUGGUUUUGCUUUCCCUUUUAAUGGGUGGGUGCAAUCUUAUGGAUCCCGUUGUGUCAAGCCACCGAUCAUCUAUGGCGAUGUUAGCCGCCCCAAGCCAAUGACUUUUUUCUGGUCAUCUGCGACUCCAAGCAUGAUGAAAUUCGAAACUUGCUACCAGAUUGCCUUGGCCAUCAAGGACGAAGUUGAGGAUCUCGAGAAGGCCAGUAUCAAUGUUAUCCAAAUCGACGAGGCUGCUUUGAGAGAAGAGCUGCCGCUAGGAAGUCCGAGCACAGCUUCUACUUGA